Messenger RNA from Merops nubicus (carmine bee-eater), 1191 nucleotides. RefSeq names its product nuclear factor I/B (gene NFIB). Gene Ontology annotation, biological process: regulation of transcription by RNA polymerase II. Gene Ontology annotation, molecular function: RNA polymerase II cis-regulatory region sequence-specific DNA binding; DNA-binding transcription factor activity, RNA polymerase II-specific. The record is from RefSeq and is a predicted model, not a curated record. Gene Ontology annotation, cellular component: nucleus. Bases 229 to 1155 code for a protein of 308 amino acids. The transcript has 10 exons. NCBI's taxonomy places the organism in Eukaryota, Metazoa, Chordata, Aves, Coraciiformes, Meropidae.
GACUUGUAAAACUUUUUUUUAAAUUUCUUUAUAGAUUCUGGACAACCAGGAAGUCCAACCCACAAUGAUCCUGCCAAGAAUCCACCAGUGUAUCUUGAGGACAGUUUUGUAAAAUCCGGAGUGUUCAACGUGUCAGAACUUGUGAGGGUGUCCAGAACACCCAUAACCCAGGGAACUGGAGUGAACUUCCCAAUUGGAGAGCUUCCGAGCCAACCAUAUUACCAUGAUAUGAAUUCGGGUGUAAAUCUACAGAGGUCCUUGUCCUCUCCACCAAGCAGCAAAAGACCCAAAACUAUCUCCAUAGAUGAAAAUAUGGAGCCAAGCCCAACAGGAGACUUUUAUCCUUCUCCAAAUUCACCAGCUGCAGGGAGUCGGACAUGGCAUGAAAGAGAUCAAGAUAUGUCUUCUCCUACAAUGAAGAAACCUGAAAAGCCUUUGUUUAGUCCUACUUCUCCCCAGGAUUCUUCACCAAGACUGAGCACUUUUCCCCAGCACCACCACCCAGGAAUCCCAGGAGUUGCACACAGUGUCAUCUCAACUAGAACUCCACCUCCACCUUCACCAUUGCCAUUUCCAGCACAAGCUAUUCUCCCUCCUGCCCCAUCUAGCUACUUCUCUCAUCCAACGAUCAGAUAUCCUCCCCACCUGAACCCUCAGGAUACCCUGAAGAAUUAUGUACCUUCUUACGACCCGUCCAGCCCACAGACUAGCCAGCCUAACAGCAGUGGUCAAGUAGUAGGGAAAAUGCCUGGCCAUUUUACUCCAGUUUUGGCACCCUCUCCCCAUCACAGUGCGGUGCGACCUGUGACCCUGACCAUGACAGAUACUAAACCCAUCACUACAUCCACUGAAGCCUACACAGCCUCAGGCACAUCCCAAGCCAAUCGAUAUGUGGGACUAAGCCCAAGAGACCCAUCCUUCCUACACCAGCAACAGCUGAGAAUUUGUGACUGGACCAUGAAUCAAAACGGCAGGCAUUUAUACCCCAGUGCCAGUGAGGAUACAUUGGGAAUUACUUGGCAAAGUCCUGGUACCUGGGCUAGCUUGGUUCCUUUUCAAGUAUCAAAUAGGACACCGAUCCUGCCGACAAAUGUCCCAAAUUAUGGUUUGAACAUAAUUGGAGAGCCUUUCCUUCAAGCAGAAACAAGCAACUGAGGGAAAAAAAAAAAAAUUGAAAAAGUAAAAAAGAAA